Molecule: messenger RNA, 258 nt
Organism: Laccaria bicolor S238N-H82
Lineage: Eukaryota; Fungi; Basidiomycota; Agaricomycetes; Agaricales; Hydnangiaceae
Exons: 4
Coding region: 1-258 (85 amino acids)
Source: RefSeq, a predicted model, not a curated record
AUGGGCUCGAGAAGAGGAUGGCCACGGUUGGGAACACACGAACUUCUUUUACUGCUUGUGUUUCCACGUCUGUCUCAAACGCCGGAGAUUGUUGAAGGGUGCAACUUGGGGAAUUCCUGUGUCAGCAGCGAUGUUCUUUUCAGAUCAAAUUUGAAUAGCUUUAGAAGCUGGAGCCCUCCAAAUGACUUUUUUGACAGUAGCACCGUUACACACAUGAAAGUCAACCCCAACGAUACCACGAAACAGAGUGUUGAAUGA